AGACUGCAAGGACGCGUGGCCUCUCGUUUCUUUCUUUCUUUCUUUCUUUCUUUCUAUUUACUUACUCCAUUCUGCAGCAUCAGUUGCUCUCAUAAGUGUUUUGCUGCCAGUCCGGACUUGUUCAGAUGGCAGCUAAUGAUCGCAGGUCGAGUUAUUUGUCGUUUAAAGCGACAGAAAGUGAAAGUAAGUCGUAAUUUAUCUUCCUCUGGAGAGACUGUGGAAAUUCACCUGCUUCUUGGAAAAUGGUUCACGGACAUUUCCUGGCUGUUUUCGUCUCUUUACUUCAUUUAGCUGCUGCAGAGAAUGUGAAAUAUGCCCUCCUGGGUCAGACAGUCAUUCUGGAUCCAGAAAUCAAGGCAUCUGGUGCAAAUAACAUCCUGUGGAAACACAGUGGGAACAAAGUGGUGGAGUUUAAUGGAAACGAGCAGCUUGAGUACGAACCAUUUAAAGAUAGGAUCACACUGGACUGGCACACUGCAGAGCUGGAGAUCACUGACCUCAGAUAUGAAGACAGUGGAGACUAUGAACUGGAGAUGUUCAUGAACAAAGAAUUCAUACCUUUCACUUUCAAACUGAAGGUCAUUGGUAAAGUAUCCAGACCUUCCAUAUCCUGUGAGAUAGAAGACACCAGCUCUGAUAAAUCUGGAAACCGGGCCUCACUGAAAUGCUCUGCAGAAUCCAGCCGUUCUGAGUCCUUAAUGAAGUUUGAAUGGAGCUGGCGUGGCAGCAUGCAGCCUGGCCCAAAUUUAACAAUCCCUCUGGGGGAUGAGAAUGAUGAGGAAGAGUACAGUUGUACUGUGAGCAGCCCGAUGUCCAGAGAGACGACGACUUUCUCUGCAAGGAGCUGCUACUCUGAGACAAAUUUAACUGGGAUCAUUGUCGGGUGUGUCAUUGCUGUCAUUGCUGUCCCUCUGGUGGUUUUGCUGCUAUUCCUGAAACGAAGACGAUGUAAACCAGAGCAAAACAGAAGUGACCCUGAACAAAAUCCUUUAAUGAAUACACAGCCCACCUCUCAGUCUCCUCCACAACCAGCAGGCUUUGCUGAAGAGAACGAAGACACAGAGUCAGUUGAUGUGAAGAAAACGACACAAAAUUUUCAACAGAUGAUGGAUGAGCAUGAGAAUUCCACUCCAGCUAAAUCUCCUGGUCUUGCCAAACCUUUGUCUCCAUUGAAAUUGAACUUUUCAGUCACAUCUCAAGAGGGUGGCAUCGAUAAACAGAACAAAGAGAACAACUUGGAUCAAGUCAGUGGAGAACUUCCACAAAACCCUGCUGGAGAGUCAAGCUUGGAGGAGAAAAACCAACCAGACGAGGAAAACAGAAGUGACCCUGAGCAAAGAACUUUAAAUGGUGGACUUUCCACCUCUCCGUCUCCUCUGCAAUCACCAGACUGUGCUCAAGAGGAUGACGGCACAGAGCCAGAUAAAGGCAUCAAUUCUCCUUCUGGUAAACCACCUCAUACUCCCACACCACCGUCUCCACCUGCACCGGACUCUUCAAACACACCUGAUGAGGGUGGCAUUGAUAAACACAAGGAAGACAACAACUCGGAUCAAAUCACUGGAAAACUUCCACAAGACACCGCUGGAGAGUCGAGCUUGGAGGAAGGAAAACAGCAGACGGAGGUUCUCCAAGGGUCAAAACCUGAAAUCUCUCAUAUAGGUAUUGAUAUCCCAAAUGGUGCAGAUACAGCAGCUGCUAAUCUGGCAGAAAAGGACAACACUGUGUCUGACAGUCAGUCAACCAGCGACAACGAGGCAAGUGACACAAAAGAGGAACCUGCUGGUCAACAAGAGGACCAGGUCCCUGUAAAUCCAACACCUGGAGACGCCAAAGACUCAGAGAUGAGUCUGGCUGCUGAUGGAGUCGGAGACUCUCCAACAGAGACGCAAACUUCAGGACAGAUAGAAAAUGAACCCGACCCAGAGAACAGCAAACAAGAAGAGACAAAAAAUACUAAAGACGAUCAAGAAGAAAAUCAGCAGCCUGAGAGUCAACGAAGCUCAAGACAAGGAAGCCAUGACUCUUUAAAAUCAGCUGGUAUCUCUACUGAUGAAACUGACAAACAAGACAAAGUCAAUUCCAGGCGCAGCAGUCAGUCUGAGAAUAACUCCAAAGAGACUGGAGGAGAUGAAGGUGAAAGACAAGAUGAACAAAGAGACGCUGAUGCCAGUGAACAUGUUGAUAGUGCAAAGUCAGUUUCAGAUAAAGUGAUCGAUUCUCCGACUCCAGCCACUGGAGAACCUUCUCAAAACCCUGCUGGAGAGUCAAGCUUGGAGGAGAAAAACCAGUCAGAAGGAGGAAAGACAAGUGACCCUGAGCACAAAAGUAAUGCCAGCACAGAGCCAGGCCCUGGGAAAGAAGGUGCAGCAUCAAGCAACGGUCCAGAGGGGGCAGAUGAGCACGAGAAUUCCACUCCUGCUAAACCUCCUGGUCCUGGCAAACCUUUGUCUCCAUUGAAAUUGAACUUUUCCGUCACAUCUCAAGAGGCUGGCAUCGAUAAACAGAACAAAGAGAACAACUUGGAUCAAGUCAGUGGAGAACUUCCACAAAACCCUGCUGGAGAGUCGAGCUUGGAGGACAAAAACCAGUCAGACGAGGAAAACAGAAGUGACCCUGAGCAAAGAACUUUCAUUGGUGGACUUUCCACCUCUCAGUCUCCUCUGCAAUCCCCAGACUGUGCUCAAGAGGAUGACGACACAGAGCCAGAUAAAGAGAUCAAUUCUCCUUCUAGUGAACCACCUCAUACUCCCACACCACUGUCUCCACCUGCACCGGACUCUUCAAACACACCUGAUGAGGGUGGCAUUGAUAAACACAAGGAAGACAACAACUCGGAUCAAAUCACUGGAAAACCUCCACAAAGCCCUGCUGGAGAGUCGAGCUUGGAGGAAGGAAAACAGCAGACGGAGGUUCUCCAAGGGUCAAAACCUGAAGUCCCUCAUAUAGGUAUUGAUAUCUCAAAUGUUGCAGAUACAGCAGCUGCUAAUCAGGCAGAAAAAGACAACACUGUGUCUAACAGUCAGUCAACCAGCGACAAUGAGGCAAGUGACACAAAAGAGGAACCUGCUGGUCAACAAGAGGACCAGGUCCCUGUAAAUCCAACACCUGGAGACGCCAAAGACUCAGAGAUGAGUCUGGCUGCUGAUGGAGUCGGAGACUCUCCAACAGAGACGCAAACUUCAGGACAGAUAGAAAAUGAACCCGACCCAGAGAACAGCAAACAAGAAGAGACAAAAAAUACUAAAGACGAUCAAGAAGAAAAUCAGCAGCCUGAGAGUCAACGAAGCUCAAGACAAGGAAGCCAUGACUCUUUAAAAUCAGCUGGUAUCUCUACUGAUGAAACUGACAAACAAGACAAAGUCAGUUCCAGGCGCAGCAGUCAGUCUGAGAAUAACUCCAAAGAGACUGGAGGAGAUGAAGGUGAAAGACAAGAUGAACAAAGAGACGCUGAUGCCAGUGAACAUGUUGAUAGUGCAAACUCAGUUUCAGAUAAAGUGAUCGAUUCUCCGGCUCCAGCCACUAGAGAACCUUCUCAAAACCCUGCUGGAGAGUCAAGCUUGGAGGACAAAAACCAGUCAGACGGAGGAAAGACAAGUGACCCUGAGCACAAAAGUAAUGCCAGCACAGAGCCAGGCCCUGGGAAAGAAGGUGCAGCAUCAAGCAGCGGUGCAGAGGGGGCAGAAGGAAACAAAGGUGACUCUGAUAAAGGAAAGGUGAACAACAAAGAGUCAGAGUCUGGGAAAGAAGAUUCAGCACCAAGCAACAGUUCAGAUGGGGCAGAUAAAGACAUCAAUUCUCCUCCUGAUGAACCACCUCAUACUCCCAAACCACCAUCUCCACCUGCACCGGACCCUUCAAACCAGGGGCGUUACCAGGUGGAGCCGCUGGACCCCGCCGCGCGUGCUGUGGUCCGCCCCUCCAUGAUGUAUGCUUUGUCCAGGUCAUAUAUGCCGGCAUUAGCGGAAGCCCGCACCAUGCCGCCCACUUCUGGUCCGAUGACACAUGUCAGUCGCGAACAUGUGGCCCCUCGGUCCGACGCCGCUGAAUGGUCAGACGCUCUGUCCUAAUCAGCAGAUUGGGAGUCCAACAAGCUCAACACAAGGAAGCCAUGACUCUUUCACAUCAGCUAGUUCCACGACUGAUGAGGCUGACUAACAAGACAGUCAGUUCCAGUCGCAGCAGUCAGUUUGAGAUUAUCUCUGAAGAGGCUGGAGGAAAUGAAGAUGAAAGACAAAAUCAACAAAGAGGCGAUGAUGCCAGUGAACAUGGGGAUACACAAGAUUACCAAAGUGUCACUUACAGCCACUGCUGGUAAUGCAGACCCGAAGGAGGAAAGACACACAUUAAAGCUUCAAAAGGACAAAGAAGGAAAAAACACACCAAGACUUGUGCAUGGAGUCCCUUGCAAGACAGAUGAACACAAAGAAGAAGACAGUUGAAGAGAGGGAGCCAAAGGGAGUCCAAUAUUUGCUCAGUGACUGCAGUAAAUAGCUGAAGUUGAUAUAAAGAGCCUCUGAUAACAUAAUCACCUGUGUUGCAGUGGCCUGAAGAGAGGAGGGUGGUUCACUGCUGCGUUUCCCUUUUUAAUGUGAUUUAUAUCUUCAGAAACACUCAUAUCAGUGUCUCAGCAAAAAGAAGUUAUUAUACAUGAUAGGUAAAUCUUAGUAAGCAUUUUUGAGAUAUCAUAGAUCUUCUGUGCUCUCCUCAGCCUCACAGGGUUUUCUUCCAGAGAACAGAGGAGAUCCUCCUGUCUUUUCACCAUUUAACUUUUACUCUUUUCAUUCUUUUCUAAUGUGUCUUAUUAGCUUAUUUGUCUUUGCUUUUACUGACACAAUACUGCAUGAUUGAUGAUGAGAAUGUUUAUAUUUAAAGUGUUUUUUUUUACCUUAAAGGUGCAUUAAGGAGUUUUUCAACUUUAAAAAUGAUGUGUACAAUGUGCCCUGACAUAUUCAUUACAAGUACCGCU
Salarias fasciatus (jewelled blenny) is the source of this 4969-nucleotide messenger RNA. RefSeq lists its product as uncharacterized. The record is from RefSeq and is a predicted model, not a curated record. The transcript has 21 exons. NCBI's taxonomy places the organism in Eukaryota, Metazoa, Chordata, Actinopteri, Blenniiformes, Blenniidae. The coding region runs from base 243 to 4070 and encodes 1275 amino acids. Gene Ontology annotation, cellular component: membrane.